Caenorhabditis elegans is the source of this 1346-nucleotide messenger RNA. RefSeq names its product F-box C protein (gene fbxc-24). The record is from RefSeq and is marked reviewed. The coding region runs from base 24 to 1259 and encodes 411 amino acids. NCBI's taxonomy places the organism in Eukaryota, Metazoa, Nematoda, Chromadorea, Rhabditida, Rhabditidae. The transcript is spliced from 3 exons.
CGGAUUGUUUUGCUACGAAAAUAAUGUCUACAAGCCUUCAACUAUCAGAUGGAAGCUCUAAAAGUUUGCUGCAAUAUUUGGAGCCUAGGUUGAGAUUCCAACUCUCGAAUCAAUGCCCAGCCCUUCAAAAUAUCGAACUAGAAGUUCCCAUGCAUAUUGAGCGAUUGGAUAUAAGCGAAUUUGGCGUUGAAAUUAAUCGCACUAGCUACGCAUUUCAAGUUAAGACCGACGAAGAGAUUGACCAAACCUUUGACGUUGACGAAUUUGGUAUGAUAGACUACGAUCUUGUCGUGGAUCAGAAUCCCGAUACAAUUCUAUUAGAUAAUCGAGACCCCUCCAACAUGCAUCUUGAACUAAGCUAUGAGCUCCAAUUACUACAGAACGAAUAUGACAGAAUUGAAGGUCUAAACGGAAAUGAUGGAAUUGAGGAUAUUGAAGGACUAGCUAAGGCUCGGGAGGCGCUGGAAAAACGGAAAACCCGAUAUCAAUUCAAAUAUCUAAAAUUGAUGGCUCGCGAAAUGGGCAUCAAAUCUCAAAUAUCAAUUGCUCGUGAGCCACUUGAUCAGCACAUUAGAUUCAGUAUCAAUUCGCCGGAUAGAGUCCCUCUUUAUGAAGAACAUCUUGCCUAUAACAAGAAGAUCCAUGAAGCACAGAGAAGCCUUCUGGAGAAACUAUUCGUUGGAAGACCCACAAUUUGUGUGAAGAGCUUGUUCAUUGAUUCUUGUUUUAUAGUUUGUAUUCCCAAGAAUAUGCAGUUCAAAGUUAAACAUUUAAGUCUCAGUUGCAAUAAUUUUGACGAAGAUCUCAACGCGAUUCGUCCUCUACUUCACGUUUCAAGCUUCCCACUGGAAUCUAUCGAAGUCUAUGGAAAAUGGGAUUCUCUUGACCCUAUUCUUAAAACUUGUGGAGUUUUAUAUUUUCCCGGUGGUUGUAAGAUAGAAAAGUUGUUAAAACUUCAAAAUUUCCAUCGAAAAGUUCAUGUUAAUAUCUUCGACGCAUUGAAGCAACUUCCUCCAAGUGUAAAGAGUUGGCUCGAAAAUAGGCAAGAGAUUGGUACGGAGUACACAUUUGACAUCAGUAACGAGGAUCAAAUAAUUUUAUUUUUGGAUGAGAUGAAGGAGUCCAAUGCGGAUAGAAUUGUCGAUGAAGCUGAACUUCAUGUCAAACUUCGGAUGGACAAUUCCACGGAGCUUUACAUCAGUUAUGACCCUGCAAGAGACAAUGUCGGGAGGAUGAAAAUGAAGUUCCAAGUUCAAUAAUUCAAUUAAAUAAAUCUACGUAAUUGUUGCUAAUUUCCUGACUCUUCGCCGAGUCUUUGUAAUAAAUAAACUUAAUUUCUACCAAAU